GACAGGCAGCAGCAGCAGCGCAGUAAUGUAAAGUUUACUUUCGCAUCGGGUUGCAUCGCGGAGCACGAACGGGGCUGACCGCAGCGAAAAAUGUCCGAUUCGAAGCAACGAUCGACAACGACGUCGUCCUCGAACAACAGCGGAAGCACCACCGGAACCAGCAGCAGUAGCAAAUCCAGCCGGAAGUCGAAAAAUGAUCUGAUUCGCAGCGCCGUCGGCAGCUAUCUGAAGCAGCGGAACUAUAUCGUAAACGAUCGGUAUCGGAAGUCGGAUCUCAUCCUGACGCAAUCCACGGAGCAAAUCGCCAUGAACACUGCCAUCGAGAACGAGAUCUCCAAGGCGAACAGUUUCCUGUUCUCGAACAUCUUCUGCCUGAACAACAAUCCGGCCCAGGUGGAUCAGCAUUUUGUCAAACUAUGCAACUUCAUCAAAUGCCAACCGGAAGCGGUCCGGGAGGAGCUGUCCGAGCUGGUGAACCCGCUGCUCUGCCACCUGUACAUCGAGAUGCUGAAGGGCCGCGAUUGGCGACCGGCGAUCCUCUUCCUGCGCAAGCAUGCCACAUUGCUGGGACGGAUCGAACCCUGCCCCGCCCCGCCCAGCAGCUCGCCGUUGAUAAUGAACCAGAAAAUCAACGGCACCGUCGAGGAGCAGCAGGCAUCCGGAAUCUCCGCCACGGCAGUUCAAAACUCUGUCAUAGUGUUUUCGCCGGAACCGGCUUCCAGCGCCAAGGUGGAAACGUUCCGGCAGUUGAUCCACAAGCUGUCGCAAAUCGCUCGUAUCCAGGAUCUGGAGAAUGAGCAGCAAACGCUCCGGUUUCGGUCCUGUCAGUACGAGGUAAGGCUCGGAACUGCGUCGGUAGCAGCCCUCCGGCGGUAUCUGUCCAAACACGGUCAUUCGUUGAUCCUGCAGAUCCUCCGGAAUUGGUUCUACUUCGAGACGAGCGACGACAAGGACUUCACGGAUUACAGCCCGGAUAUGGUGUCGGGUAAGGUGGCUAAAAAGCCUCGACUGGUCUCGGCGGCUUCCAACGGGUUGGAUGUUCUGAAUGGUCUCCCGAUGGAGGUGGAAUCGCUGGAUGCACUGCACCCGGAACCGGAGUAUGAUUUUGGUGAGCACACUGAAGCUGAGAACACGAAGUUCCUGCUGCGGAACGGCUUCAGCGGCCAGUACAUUCAGUUCAAGGUUCGUGAGCUCAAUGGAGGAGGUUUGGACGGAAGUGGAACCACCAUGGAUCUGGACGAUGAUGACGAUGAAGACGAUUCGGCGUACCUCCCCGCCCUGGAAGAGAUACCACCACCACCAGCAGUGACCAGCGUCAAGCCGGAAGUGUUCACCGACGGAGCGGAUCCGCAUCAGCAGCAGUUCCAGGACGACAUAUCUGGAAUGUUCCGGCGGAUCACUUCCGCCGAACGGCUGCGGAAGCUGCGGGAGUGCACGGAGAAGCUGAACCGCUUCCAGACCCCGCUGUGCAUCUACCAGGUGGAAAACGUGGACGAUCGGCUGACGUCGGUGGCCAUCGAUGAGGACAGCUGCCAUCUGGCCAGUGGGUUUGAGGACGCUUCCGUGGUCCUCUGGUCAGUCAAUCGGAGUACCCAGAUCGGACGGAAACCGUACACCGGUCUGCGGGAGAGGAGGUGCGCCUGGAACGUGACUUGCUGUGAUAGUAGUUUUAGCGAGGGUGAAGAGGAGGAGGAAGAAGAGGAUGAGGAAGCUGGACAGGAUCAGGGCGGGGGAGGGGGACGAGAGCACGAUGAUCCCGGGGAGUGUUCCGGGUUGAGAAAUUUGUUCCGGUGCAAGUCACAGGCGGAGGUGUCCCGGUUGAACAAGCUACUUCCGGUCUACAGCAGGCGACUGAGCAAACGGGAACGAUGGAAGCAGUUUAUGAGCCGGAAGUGCAGCGAGAAUGUGUUUAGUGAAACGGGUGGUGUCACCUUGAGGGGUCACUCAAACGCCGUUACGGAUCUCCUGUUCUCCCGGCACAGUCCCCUGUUGAUGAGCGUCUCGCGGGAUCUCACGAUGCGUGCUUGGCAUGCCACCGAUUACACCUGCCGAGCAGUCUACCGUGGCCACAAUCACCCCGUCUGGAGUGUGGCGGAAAGUCCCACCGGUCUGUACCUGGCAACCGGAUCUCGGGAUACGACGGCACGGCUUUGGUCCACGGACCGGGAGUUUCCCCUGCAGAUCUACGUUGGACACACUCAGGACGUGGACACGGUGGCGUUCCAUCCCAACGGGAACUACCUGGCCACGGGUUCAACGGAUUUGACCGUCCGACUGUGGUGCGUUACCAGCGGGAAGCUGUUCCGGAUAUUCACCGACUGUCGGCAACCGAUCCACCGGGUGAGCUUCAGUCCGGACGGGAAGUAUCUCGCUGCAGCUGGUGAAGAAAACCGUGUCCGGAUCUUCGAUCUCGCCGCUGGUUCCCAGCUGACCGAACUGCGGGAUCACACCUCCGGGGUAUCCUGCGUCACGUGGAGCUCCGACAGUCGUCACUUUGUGUCGGCCGGUUCCGACGGAACGAUUCGAAUCUGGGAUGCCGUGAAAAUGGUCACGUUCUCAUCGUCGUCCUCUUCAACGUCAUUUUCCAGCGGUUCCUCCGCCGCCGCCAAUCAUCAGAACUCAAUGAGCAGUCCGCACAGCACAGCGACCAGCAGUGCUACCAACAAUGGCCCCACCGCCUCCAAUCAUCAUACUCAGAAGACGAGCAGUUCCACAGGCGCUGGGACGGGCUCGGCUUCCAACCCCUCCUCCUCAUCCUCAAGCAAUACAGCGAACAACCUGUUGUUGGCCUACUCGACCGGAUGCCGGCGGAUCUACCGGUUGCACUACAAUCAGCUCAGCGGGAGCCUUAGCUGCAUCGGCAAUAGCUAAGAGUGACUCCCGCACGCCGCUGCUAUUCCCGUGUUCCCCGCCCACUUCGACAACGCAGAGUUAAGUAUUAUUUAUUUUUCUGAUUAGUUGGUUUUAGUUUUAGAACUUUUGCCCCCCAAAUCGAAAAAGAUGAAAAUUUCUCGAUAGCCUGAUCCCCGACCAGAAAGGGCGCAAACGAGAGAAAGAGAGAAAUUAGUCCGAAUUUGUUUUCGAUUGUUUAAGCAUCUCUGUUUUUAGCCAGUGUAAGUUAGCCGGUAAGGUAAAAAUCUCUACUUCAAACAAAAUUACACAAAUCCAACGCUAUUGUUAGGUUCCUCGAAGGAAUGUCUAUAGCAAUCUAGGUUUAAUCGUGUGUUACAACACAAUAUAAACUGCUGCUGAGAACUUUGAAAGUUACAACAA
Messenger RNA from Aedes albopictus (Asian tiger mosquito), 3273 nucleotides. RefSeq lists its product as uncharacterized. Gene Ontology annotation, molecular function: protein binding; RNA polymerase II general transcription initiation factor activity. Lineage: Eukaryota; Metazoa; Arthropoda; Insecta; Diptera; Culicidae. The record is from RefSeq and is a predicted model, not a curated record. The transcript is spliced from 5 exons. The coding region runs from base 91 to 2871 and encodes 926 amino acids.